Molecule: messenger RNA, 1535 nt
Organism: Mugil cephalus (flathead mullet)
Lineage: Eukaryota; Metazoa; Chordata; Actinopteri; Mugiliformes; Mugilidae
Gene: zdhhc12b
Product: zinc finger DHHC-type palmitoyltransferase 12b
Exons: 5
Coding region: 539-1354 (271 amino acids)
Biological process (GO): protein targeting to membrane; peptidyl-L-cysteine S-palmitoylation
Cellular component (GO): endoplasmic reticulum; Golgi apparatus
Molecular function (GO): protein-cysteine S-palmitoyltransferase activity
Source: RefSeq, a predicted model, not a curated record
CGGGACGCUUUUGGCCCUCGGGCCGUAAGUUUGACAGCUGUGGCCUUCAACCUACAGCCUCCAGCCUCCAGUGUUGUGUUUCGGGACAGCCUACAUGUCCCUCCCGGCCACCCUAUUUUGUUUUCACUGCCAUGUGACCGACCCUGGCCAAUCACAGAUGACUUCGCGAAGCGACCACAACAAAAACCAAAUCCAUGAAACCGAAGCGGAUGGUUUGUAUUGCCGUGUAACUGCGUCCACUUGGUGCUGCUUUCGUGUCCUGUACAAUAAGCCUGAAGUCUGAUAUUCUGUUGUGACCUACAUUUUAUUCAGCGUCUCGUUCGGUCACGCGACACUAACAGCUGAACGCCGCAGGCUCGCGCGGUCGGCCGCAGUAAUAUAACCGUUAAUUCUCUGACGACAUCGCCGUUAGUUCGUUCGUUCGGUCACAGCUAGCGAGUGGCUAGCUCAUCUCGGACCGUCUUGGCUCUCAGUCCCGUGAGCCUCCGCGUCCUGGUCCAUCCGCACAUUGCGAUGGAUGCUCUAGUAUGCUAGGACCAUGUUCAAAAAUGUUUUUGGCUCCGGCUUCCUGGUGAGGACAGCUCAUGUCAUUUUGACUUGGGUCAUAACGCUAAUACUCUUCCUUCAUGAUACAGAGCUGAGAAAGCAGGAGGAGACGGGCCAGCUGGUCCAGCCUGUGCUCUUCGUCCUGCUGGUUCUGGUGUCGGUGCUGCUCUAUUUCGCAGUUUCUCUGAUGGACCCGGGAUUCAUCUUGUCCGAUGACACAGACUUGCAGUUCUCACUUGGAGUGACUGAGGAGCAACAGGACAUAAUCCCACCCAGCACCAAAUCCUUGCGACUGCGUCGCUGUGGUCACUGUCUACUGCAGCAGCAGCCGAUGAGAUCAAAGCACUGCCAAACAUGUCAGCACUGUGUCCGGCGUUAUGACCAUCACUGCCCCUGGAUUGAGAACUGUGUUGGUGAGAGGAACCACCGCUGGUUUGUGCUUUACCUGGCUGUCCAGCUGCUGGUGCUGCUUUGGGGGCUGCACAUUGCCUGGACGGGUUUCAGCUAUGCGCCCAUCUGGCAGCUGUGGCUGCGUACUAACGGCAUGCUGCUGGCAGUGGCUGUGUUGGUAGCACUUCUGUCGCUCAUUGUGCUGCUCCUGCUUGGCUCCCACCUCUACCUGGUUUCUCUUAACACUACCACAUGGGAGUUCAUGUCACGCCACCGCAUCUCCUACCUCAAACACUGCGGCGCCGAUGAAAACCCCUUCGACCGCGGAACAUUCCACAACCUGUGGGGCUUCUUUUGCGUGUGGGGCACAGUGGUGUGGGAACAGGUGUACUUCAGAGAGGGCAGCGACCAGGUUUAGAACACAUGGAUUUCUCUCAUGAACAAGCUUUCUAUAUCGUGGAUCACGUACACCGAUCAGCCACAACAUUAAAACCACUGACAGGAGAAGUGAUUAACAUUGACCAUCUUGUUACUUAGACAUGUACCACCCACCUAGACCAGACCAGGUACCCCCACCCCAUAACAAUGACACUCCUUGA